This is a messenger RNA of Populus euphratica (Euphrates poplar), 2251 nucleotides long. Its product is annotated as probable leucine-rich repeat receptor-like protein kinase At1g35710. NCBI's taxonomy places the organism in Eukaryota, Viridiplantae, Streptophyta, Magnoliopsida, Malpighiales, Salicaceae. The record is from RefSeq and is a predicted model, not a curated record. The transcript has a single exon. The coding region runs from base 224 to 2197 and encodes 657 amino acids. Gene Ontology annotation, molecular function: protein binding.
GGACAUCAUAAUUUGACAGUUCUCUGCUUUUCAGCAUUACAAUCUGUAAAGGGAAAAGAAGACAAAAGUAAAAGGCAAAACAGAGAUCUUUGACCCACUAUACCUGCCUCUCCCAGGUUCUAGUCCUUGUACCCAUCGUCAAGGAAAGUUCAUUUCCUGCAAACCCAGCUCAUUUUUCCACUUCCCCAAAAAUAACUUGUUCUCAGGUAUCAGUCCAGACAAAAUGGCUUCUUGGCUGUUAUGGCUGAUUGUUGUGUUCACCAUCAUAACAGUUGGAAAGGGAAAGCAAAAUGUUCGCCAAGUAUGCCACCCCAAUGACCUGAAAGGUCUAACUAGCUUCAAGGCUGGAAUCCAUGUCGAUACUUCUGGCCGGCUGGCAAAGUGGGUUGGUCAUGGUUGCUGCAGCUGGGAAGGCAUCACCUGCAACGAAACAACAGGCAGGGUGACUGGAAUCCGUCUUCCAGGAUUCAUUUCCACAAACGAUUUCGUCUUCCAAUCUCAGAUGAGAGGGUUGCUUUCUCCUUCAAUAACACUCGUGAGCUGUCUCGAAGUCAUUGAUCUUGGUGGUCUGAUAGGUCUUGCUGGCAGAAUCCCACCAUCAAUUGGUUUGCGCCUCCCAAAUCUCAGAAAGCUUUAUCUAUAUGGAAACAAGCUCAUCGGCCCAGUGCCUGAUAGUAUCGGUAAGCUGUCAAAACUUGAGGAACUUCACCUGUAUGAGAAUAGAUUGUCUGGUUCUCUCCCAUCAACCAUGGGUAACCUUAAAAACCUUAACCAGCUACUUCUAUAUUCAAAUGAACUAGCUGGUAAGAUACCUGAUUCAAUCACGGAUUUGACGAAUAUUGUACAGAUGGAUCUUCAUAGCAAUAUUCUGACUGGUCAUAUACCAGAAAGGAUUGGUGAAAUGCAGGUAUUGGAAAAACUCGAUCUUUCGGAAAAUCUCUUAACAGGUAAAAUUCCACAUUCAUUAGCAAACUUAAAUUCCAUCUCAGAGUUGUACUUGAAUACCAAUUAUCUAGAGGGUGAGAUCCCAUUUCCAUCUAGUUUUGGCCAACUGUCUUCACUUGGCUUUCUUAGACUUGAUGAUAACCAUCUAACUGGAAGGAUACCAGCCAGUUUUGGAAAUAUGGUUUCUCUUCAGAGAGUUUCCCUAGCAAAUAACAAGUUUGAGGGGGUGAUUCCCUCUAGUUUGGGCAAUCUUUCAGCUUUGAAAGAAUUGUAUCUCUCUGGCAAUCUAUUAUCUGGCCAAAUACCAGAAUCAGUAGGUCAGCUCUCUCAACUCAUUAUGUUCAAUGUAUCUCACAAUCAGAUUCAAGGACCACUACCUCAUGAGUUGUCUUCCCUUGAAAAUCUUCAAACACUAGAUUUGUCAUUCAAUCAUCUUAACCUCAUCUCCUUCCCACGGUGGCUAGCUGAAUUGCCAUCCCUUUCAAGGAUAUACUGUGCUAGAUGUGGAAUCCAAGGCGAAAUUCCAGACUUCUUGCAAGCAACUCCCAGUCCUAUACAGGAGCUGGACUUGUCCUCUAACCAUCUCACUGGAAGCUUGCCGGCAUGGCUGGGGCGCCUUACUCAGCUCUACAAAUUAAACUUUUCAAGGAACUCACUUGUUUCAAGGAUCCCUGUUUCAGUUAGAAAUUUGCAGUAUUUGGGUGUGCUUGAUCUCCAUUCAAACAAGCUAACAGGCCCAAUAAAUAAUGUGUUUCAGAUAGGAAAUGCCUUUUCUGAUGGUUCAUUGACAUAUAUUGAUCUCUCCGAUAACUAUUUCUCUACUGGCAUUGUACAAGCUGGAGUGGGCUCACAAACUGGGAUUCAGUACCUCAACUUGUCCCAUAAUUUUCUUGAAGGGCGUGUAACCACAACUAUAGGGAGAUUGAAAUCACUGCAAACAUUGGAUUUGAGCUGUAACAAGUUAGGUUUCAACUUGCCGGAGGCUUUAGCAAAUGUUAGCUCCUUAGAGAAGCUGAAGCUGCAGAAAAACCACUUCACUGGCAGGAUACCAGUUGGGUUUCUGAAGCUGAAAAGGCUGAAGGAACUGGAUUUAUCAGAUAAUCUUCUUGCAGGGGAGAUUCCUGCAGGGAAACCAUUAACUGACUUUCCCCAGAGUUCCUAUUCUGGAAACAAAGGUUUAUGCGGAAAGCCUCUUUCUCCCUGUAAGGUAAAAGGUUUACUUCUAGUUGAAGAACCUCUAAAACCAUGCUAAUUUUUUCAAAUAUUGAAACACUGAGUAGAUUAAAUAUCAUGAUGCAUUCCAUGA